AUGACCUACCGACCAAACCAGAACGAUUUCGACCGCAAGGACCAGAAGAUGCUCGGAAUUGAUGACCCAGGCGACAUCGAUUACAACAAGCUAAACAGAGAGAUGGGUAGCGACGGCGCCAUCGCCGCGAAACCGCAGACCAACACCACCUCCAUCGACGGUAACUACGGUCUCGAUGAAGCCGACUAUGGCUCCGGCGGGAUCAUCCCUGGUGGCUCGACAGGCGAUCAGUUUGGCGGUGUCAGGCUCACUAGCGGGGCGUCGACUGUGGCUACGGACGCGUUCACGGGUGAUAUCGAGGGGGAGCUGACCACCAUGAGGAAUACGGGGCUUGAAGGGUCGACAUACGGUGCGGUGAACGAGGGGAAUGCGGAGAGGAAGGCAGGUAGUCAGGCAGGGUCUGGUUCAUCCGGACCUACAAGAUGAAAGAGUGCGCAUUAGACUUACCUACUGAACCGGACGUGUACCAUGUAGAUAGUGUCAAAUGUAUUCUAGCGG
Gloeophyllum trabeum ATCC 11539 is the source of this 498-nucleotide messenger RNA. RefSeq lists its product as uncharacterized. The record is from RefSeq and is a predicted model, not a curated record. Bases 1 to 426 code for a protein of 141 amino acids. The transcript has 3 exons. Lineage: Eukaryota; Fungi; Basidiomycota; Agaricomycetes; Gloeophyllales; Gloeophyllaceae.